Culex quinquefasciatus (southern house mosquito) is the source of this 1118-nucleotide messenger RNA. RefSeq lists its product as uncharacterized. The record is from RefSeq and is a predicted model, not a curated record. NCBI's taxonomy places the organism in Eukaryota, Metazoa, Arthropoda, Insecta, Diptera, Culicidae. Gene Ontology annotation, molecular function: hormone activity. Bases 2 to 904 code for a protein of 300 amino acids. The transcript has 3 exons. Gene Ontology annotation, cellular component: extracellular region.
CAUGAAAGCCACUCUGUGGUUGUGGUCGCUGGUGACAGUGCUGGCGUGCGUCAGUCAACGGGUGUCCGCGGGGCCGUACACAGACUCGAGGAUUAUACAGCCACAAGACAAUAGCCUGGUGGCACCCGCCAAAAGGACAAAACCGUCACUAUCGAUAGUGAACCCGCUGGAUGUGCUGCGGCAGCGAAUUAUCUUGGAAAUGGCACGAAGGCAGAUGCGGGAAAACACCAGACAGGUUGAACGAAACAAAGCCAUCCUGCGCGAGAUUGGCAAGCGAAGUCACGCCGAGUUUCGCAGCUCCGACGGCGACGACACCGAACUUGGCAGCCCGGCCGGACUGCUGCUGGACCGGCUGUACUACCCACCUCCGCCGAGACCGGUGGCCGAGUUGGCACCCUACCUGCGGCGUUUCGCUGGGUCCGCUGGGAGUGGUGCUGUAGAUUACGAUUUGGACUCGCGGGAGCAGCGGAAGUCCACCGGCGGGAGUAGCGGAAGCAGCAGCAACAACAAAGCCACCGAUGACAGCAGUAACAAUCCGAACGGAAAACCGAUUAAUGAGCAAAUUAGCAGUGGGCCGCUCACGUUGGCCAAGGAACAACGCCGGCUGGAACAGCAGGAAGAGGCGGAAAAGGCAGCUGGGGCGUUUCAUCCCCAGCAGCUGAGGUUCUCCAACGAUCGGCCAAUGGUACCCCCGAAUGACGGUUUUUUGGACGAUCCACGUGACGACGGCGACGUCGACGAUGACGACGAGGACGAAUAUCUUGCCGGUAACGAAGACUUGGUCAAGGGGCGGGAAAGACUUCAGCAGCUGCAGCAACAGCAACAACGCGACCAGAAGCUGAAAAGUGACAACGGUUACCGGCUAAGGUACUUGAACAACAUUCAAGCUAAAAUGUAUGGCUAAGUGGGCUGACUCGAGACGCAACUCCACGCAACUUCUCUGACAACUGAGCUACAUUACAAAACGAAACGGAAACUAGAGACAGGAACGAGGCAAAAGUAGGCAGCAACUAUGUGUGUGUGUGGCGCGAGGGGUAGACAAACUAUGAACGGAACUGGACAAACACGACCAACGUUAAGGAGACGCGCGAAUCGGACUAAACUACCCGAGGGCUGUU